This is a messenger RNA of Xenopus tropicalis (tropical clawed frog), 2512 nucleotides long. RefSeq names its product T cell leukemia translocation altered (gene tcta). Gene Ontology annotation, cellular component: membrane. The record is from RefSeq and is marked validated. Lineage: Eukaryota; Metazoa; Chordata; Amphibia; Anura; Pipidae.
GUUGUAGUCAGACUCAGCAGCUGAUUUAGUGAGGCCGAGGCGGACUUGGUUCAUUGCCCAGUGUUGAUAACAUUGAGAGAAACUGACAGCUAGUAGACAACACUGUGUCCGUUUCAGCUUCGGUCUGUGAGCGCUGCCCCCCGACAUGGGCUGUUGGUAGCGUCUGGCCCCGGAAUGGCGCGGCUGCGGCCGGGCUGAACAUAUAAUGGCCGAGACGUGGGGUUCGGAGAUCAUGACGCAGGCCCUCGGGUGUUUGCAGGCCUUCAGCUCAGAGUUUGCACUGGAAUGGGAGAACAGUGAUAUGAAAGCUGCGAUCUUCAAAUUGCUCUUGGGCUGGAUCGUACUGAGUCUCACUGCGAUACAUUUGGCUUGGAAGAGCUACGGACCCACCGUGAAUAGCAUCUACUACCGGCAGGGUAUGGGUGGACAAAAUGGAGGAACCCCAGAGUACCCUGCUCGUUUUCCAAUAUGGGAAAGUUCAAGCACUGAAUCUUUAAAAAGGCACCAAGAAUGAGCUCUCUUAUCCGGACUCUAACUCCCCCCAGUGGAGACUUCUGUCCACCAGAUCUGUAAUGUGGCCAUGCUAUGUGCCUGAAGCAGAAUGUGCGAUCUGUAUUAGCACUGGGUGAGGCAGCUGUACCACCACAAUACACACAGUAUGCUGGAUCUGAUCAACUGAGCAUGUGCGGGACAGUGACUGCCUCUAACAGACAACUUCAUAAGGGUUCUGAUCACUAAGUAGUAGAGUGCUGGAUGAAAUGCUUCAUUCUACUGACAUCAGGGCGUAUUUCAUAUUCUGUCCAAAAGUACCAAAAUGAAUUGUGUUACAUUGCUUUUGUUUUCACUUAUUUAAAGCAAAGUUUUUAUUUAGCUAAUAUCUAUUGCUGAUUCUUUUUAAUUCUGCCUGCCACCCCCCAAUCACGGUCUUUAAUCCAUGGGUCAACCUAAUAACAGGUUCAACAGAAUACAUUGUAAUAUUGCACUCUGUCUCCUUCCACAACAUGCUGGCACAGAAUUUACUUUUGCCUUCUUGGUGAGGAUGUUAUGGUAUUAAUAGCUGAAGCCACUUAUCACAAAUCAUGUUUUGAAUAAAUGAAUAAUAGCCUUGCUAUUGCUUGACAUGCAGGGGUGGAAAUCUGCACUUAGUUUAUCUGCCCAAGGUUUAUAAUUAGGAUACAGCACUUGUUUUACCAAAAAAUAUAACAUUAGAUUCUUUAGCUAACAAAAUCAUAAUCACAGUAGUGGUACUGUAUAAACAUUUACUGUAUUACUGUAAGUACAGGACUAAAAGCUUUGACAAAAUGUAGUUAACCUGUGCCGCCUACUUGCUAUGCUAAGAUAUAGCAUUUCACUUGAAAAGAGCUGUGGCUGGACACAGAACAGCAGGCAUCUUGCCUGGGUGAAAAUUCCCCCAACUAUAUCAGAAGAGGUGCAGUUUUCCCCACUGUAUCUUGAUGUGUGCAUUAGUUUUCCUGUGUGUCAGCAUAUGCCGCUGCCUGUUUAUAUUCCUACAGAAUCCACCUUUCAGUACCCUGUGUGCUUUCUUUCUCUCAGCAGGUACCCAACAGCAUGUUACUCGCAUCUAACUGCAGACUUAAAGGGGUUGUUCACCUUUAAAUUAACUUUUAGUAUAGUGUAGAAAGUGACAUUCUUAGACAAUUUGCAGUUGCUCUUCAUAUUCUUGGUAUCUUGUCGUUUUUGAACUAUUUAGCAUUUUUUAAAAUCAGCUUUCUAAUCUGGAAUUUCAGCAAAUAUUUGGUCACUAGGGUUCAAAUUGUCCUAGAAAUCAGGCAUUGGUUGGAUUGAGAGACUGGACGAUGAAUAGGAAGAUAACCAUAAAAUUGUAGCGUUACAGAGCAAUAGUGUUUUGCAUGCCGGGUUCAGUGACUCCCAUUUUAAAGCCAUAAAGAAUCGGAAAAAGGGGCAAAUUUAUAAAAAAAAAAACUACUAUACAAAGACCAGUUGCAAAUAUGCUAGGAUUUGGCUGUUCUACAACAAAGUUAACUGAAAGGUAAACUAUCCCAUAAUAUGCCUAAUGUUGCAUAAAGUUAUGCUUUCAUAAGGUUUCUGUAAUUCCUAUUUCCCGUGGUGUGACAUUUUAUCAUUACACAUUAGGAGACUGAAAAUUACAGUUUUAUCUUCUAUAAUUAUUUCAUUUUCUUUCUACUUUCAGUUUGAAUUUGGUGGUAGUUCUGUUGGGAGUAUAUCUGUAAAACUGUAUCUUCCCCUUAACUGCAGGUUUCAUAUAACUCUCUGUAUUCCAAGCUCUAUUCACCUGUGUAUGAUUUGCUGUAGGCCACUUCUUCAAAUCAGUGUAAGAAAGUGCAAAGUGUGUAGACCCUGAGAAAGUGUGUUUAUGCCCUGCAAUAUUUAAUAAUCUUAAUUUAUUGAAUAUCCUAAAUAAUAGGUUUGAGUGGUGUGUGCAUGUUGUAUGUGUGUCCUAUUCAUUUGCUUUAAAUAUGAAAUGAUGGAAGACUAAGGUUUGUUUAAAUAAAACCUUUAUCCGCUAAUA